Messenger RNA from Myripristis murdjan (pinecone soldierfish), 1422 nucleotides. RefSeq names its product proline dehydrogenase 2 (gene prodh2). Gene Ontology annotation, molecular function: proline dehydrogenase activity; FAD binding. The transcript has 10 exons. Gene Ontology annotation, cellular component: mitochondrion. The coding region runs from base 1 to 1422 and encodes 473 amino acids. NCBI's taxonomy places the organism in Eukaryota, Metazoa, Chordata, Actinopteri, Holocentriformes, Holocentridae. The record is from RefSeq and is a predicted model, not a curated record.
AUGAUGUCCUCCCGUCUUCGGCCUUCAUUGCCUCACCUCUGGUCACUGAGGCCGCUGGGCACAGUGGCCCCGAGGGAGAUGGCAGCAAAGCGGCUGGAGGCGGCCCCGUCCCAGGCGGCGGGCCCUGCUGCCCCCUCUGUGGCUCUGGCCUUUGAGGAUCCCAGUGCUUUCCGGGUGAAGAGCUUGGGUGAGCUGCUGCGGGCUUUGGGGGUCUUCCACCUCUGCUCUUUUCCUGUACUGGUGAACAACUGUGGGAAGUUGAUGUCUGUGGCACGGGCCAUCCUGGGGAAGAGGGGGUUCUCCUUGUUUCUGCGGCCCUCUGUGUAUGCCCAGUUCGUGGCUGGCGAGGACGAGAGGGAGAUCUCCCAGUCGAUGGAGAAGAUGAGCUCCCUGGGGCUGAGGCCCAUGCUGGCCGUGCCAAUCGAGGAAGACCUGGGAGAGAGCACCGGCGAGAAGAGGUAUGACGACAACAUGGAGGCCAUGUUGGAGUGCGUCCGGAUGUCCCACAGCAACGCCUGGAGCAGAGAUCCCAUGAUGCAACUGAAGAUCACAGCCCUGCUCAGCCCUGAGCUGUGUGUCAAACUCACCACUCUGCUCUCACAACAAAAAUAUGACCUGGAUCUCCUCGUCAGAGCCAUGAAUGGAGAGAAAAUCAGCUUCCCCGGUUUAGAUGAGAAAGAGACGGCCCACUUCCUCUGCAGCCUGCGGAGACUCAACAAAAUAGCAGAGGCCAGCUCCAACAAGGUCAGAGUUCUGGUUGAUGCAGAGUACACAUACAUGAACCCUGCCCUCUCCCUCGUCGCCAUGGCGAUGAUGAAGAAGUUCAACCGAGAUGGGGCCUGGAUUUGGAAUACAUACCAGUGCUACCUAAAGGAGUCCAGGUCUCUCCUGCUCGAGGCCCUGCGUCUGUCCCGGAGUGAGGGUUUCUGUCUGGGAGUCAAGCUGGUGAGAGGAGCCUACAUGGACAAGGAGAGAAAACUAGCCAAGCAGGAGGGCCGGGCCGACCCCAUCCACGAGAGCUGGGAGAACACCAACGACAGCUACAACGGCUCCCUGAAAGUCAUGCUGGACGCCAUCUCCCAGAAUCCUCAGCGCUACCGGAUCAUAGUCGCCACGCACAACGAGGAAUCAGUCAGACGAGCUGCACAAGGGAUGGCAGAGUUGGGCAUAGACAAAGAUGGAGGCUCAGUUUGUUUCGGCCAGCUGCUGGGCAUGUGUGACCACGUCUCCCUCACGCUGGCCCAGGAGGGUUACGCUGUGUACAAGUCAGUGCCAUAUGGCUCAGUGGAUGACACACUUCCCUAUCUGGUGCGCCGGGCCCAGGAAAAUCGCACUGUGCUGCAGGGCAUCCGCAAGGAGAGAGACCUGCUGAGGCAGGAGCUCCGCAGGAGAAUCCGCCUGGGGCUGAGGGGAGGCAGCUAA